AUGGCGCAAAAUUAUGUAGAUUUAGCGUCAUGGAGGUUAUACUUCGACGGUUCAAGACAUAAGUAUGGAUCUGGGAUAGGAGGAGUCAUAAUUUCUCUAGACGGAAUUCAUGCAGAGUUCAAAUACAUAAUCGAAGGGGUAUGCAUAAAUAAUGAAGCAGAAUAUGAGUCACUAAUCACAGGACUUGAACUAAUGCUAGAAUUGGGGGCAAGGAAUGUCGAAAUUAUGGAAGACUCGAAGUUAGUGAUUAAACAAGCAUCAAAAGAGUACAGGUGUGUUGAAGAAAAUUUAAUCAUGUAUUUUAUGGUCACCAUCAGAUUACUCAAGAGGAUUGAGCAAGUCAAUCUCCAACACAUACCACGAAAAGAGAACCAAAGAGAAAAUGAUUUGGCACAGGAGGCUUCAGGGUACAAAGCGUCGGAACACCAGGAUGAAGAGGUCCAAGUAAGAGAGAAAGUACGAGCGACAUUGUUGUCACCAUCAGAUUUGUCGAUUGUGAAGUUGGGAGCCGUAGAUAAAAAUCAUUUUGAAAUUUUGACCAUCGACGACGGGGGGGGGGGAAAUGAUUGGCAUAAACCGCUAGUCGAUUACUUACGCAACCCCGUAGGGUCGACAGAUCGAAAGAUAAAAUAUAGGGCCCUUAGCUACAUCUUGGUAAAUGAUGAAUUAUUCAAAAAGACCGUCGAAGGAGUGUUACUAAAAUGCCUAGGAGAAAGCGGGGCAUACGUGGCUGUGUCAAGCGUAUAUAGCGGGGCGUGUGGAGCGCAUCAAGCAGGUUUGAAGAUGAAAUGGCUCUUGAUGCGCUCAGGAGUUUAUUGGCUUUCAACGUUGAAAGAUUGCAUUGAAUUUGCUAAAGGCUGUCAAGAAUGCUAA
Messenger RNA from Lathyrus oleraceus (garden pea), 873 nucleotides. RefSeq lists its product as uncharacterized. Gene Ontology annotation, molecular function: nucleic acid binding; RNA-DNA hybrid ribonuclease activity. The record is from RefSeq and is a predicted model, not a curated record. NCBI's taxonomy places the organism in Eukaryota, Viridiplantae, Streptophyta, Magnoliopsida, Fabales, Fabaceae. The transcript has a single exon. The coding region runs from base 1 to 873 and encodes 290 amino acids.